AUGUCCAUCACGAUCCCUCCGCUUGCCAAUCUAUGCGAAACAUGUCGAGUCCUCGAAUUCGACGACUUUAUCUGGCCGGGUGCGCAUCAGGCGGGAUCCAAAGCGGAGGGACAUUACCUCGAAGUUCCAGUCGAUUGGCAAAAGCCUCUAACUAGGCUUGUCAAGCUAGACUUUUUCGUAGUUGAUUCUCUACCAGACUUAGACAGGCUUGAUCAUACCGCGAAAAAAGGAUGUGGGUUCUGUAGCGUGCUGAGGAGAAGUAUCCAGAAGUAUGCCAAGGCCGGUUUUGACGAGGUGCUGAUUUCUCUAUUUUAUCAAUGGUACCCAUUCAACGAUCUCGAUCCUAAUAGACCUAUUGGGUUGAAGUCUUUGAUAGCCCAGUUGCUAUGGAUCGGGACAGAUGAAAAUGGUGGUCAUCUAAACUUAUCAACGUGGCUACAUUUUGGCGUUGACUCCCCUCCAAGUUCCUGUGCUCGGUGGUUGAGACUUGACUCCUCUCCCAAAGAUGAGGCUCUAUGCCCCGAAAACCUCGGCAUGGUCCUGCGCAAUCUUCAAAAUCGCAAACAGUCGCUAAAUACAGACCUCGAAUAUCCAACUCGUCUUAUUUACAUAGGUACUGAUAAGCGACCAACAUCAUGUCGGCUUAUUGAUACGACUGUGGAUACUACGUUUAAAAAAUCUUCUCGAACACCAUAUGUCGCGUUUAGCUACUGUUGGGGGCCUCUAGACGAUGCCGCCAAGCAAUUUAAGACGGAGAAAUAUUCGUUGGAUGAUAGAAUUGGUGGCUUCGAGCUUGACGAAGUUUCGCCGGUCCUUCGCGAUGCUAUUCUAACCACACGAGCUCUGGUGAUUCAAUAUCUCUGGAUGGAUGCUGUCUGCAUUAUCCAGAAUGAUUUAGAAGACUGGGAGAAGGAGUCUUCACGAAUGUCUAUCGUCUACGAAACUGCUGCCGUAACCGUCUGUACACCCGCUUCAACAUCGUGCCAACAAGGAUUCCUAAACAGAGACUGGACUAUGACUAGCAUAAGAUACCAAUCGAAGAUGAACAAGGCUAUAUCUGGGUCAUACAUUCUACGGCUUGUUGGUGAAGUACCCAACCCCUCCGAUGCGACUUUUAAUUGUUUCUUCUAUUCUAUUCUGCGCAGUGAUUGGGCUCAGCGUGGAUGGGUGCUCCAGGAAUAUCAAUUGGCCCAGACGGUGGUUAUUUUCGGUAGAACGAAACUGCAUGGCAUUACCGAAAAUGGGCAGCAAUCAGAAACAUGCGAAUCAGUGAGGAGACUAGGGCCCAGUUUGGAUAAAUCUUUCUAUCAGCAGAACUGGGAUUAUUGGGAAAGAUAUACGAAUUGGAUGAAUCUGAUCACUGAGUAUUCGAAACGAAAGUUGACUAAUCAUUCUGAUAAACUUCCAGCCAUCUCGGGACUCGCAAGCCGUUUAUUCGACAGCUCUUCGAAAACUUACCUAGCCGGGCUUGUCAACUUACAUGUCGAUUUAUUUUGGAUUAAUGUCAGGUUCAGGGCCCCCCAAAUCGAAGCCGAAUCCAAUGUUAUCGGGGCAUCAACAUCAAUGAGUGGCUUGAACCCAUAUGGAGCUGUUAAUGGAGGUACACUGGUCAUGGAAAGUAUAGUUAUACCUCUUGUGUUGCACGUUGAGCCCUUAGGAUUAAGUCAUGAACGAUCGCAAGAAAACAAGCCCGGCGGAUACGUUGCUGAUAUAAGCCUUGAUUGGGAUAUAUUCGAGAGCACGGAGCCUUUUGAUGAAUUGUCAUUGGUGUUGAUUGGGAGUCGAGAAGUUAAGGAAGACUUCAUUUGGGUCGAUGCUCGAAUACAUCAUUGGACAGAAGGGGGAGUAGAAAAAUAUGAGAACACUAGCCUUUGGAUUGCCGGGGGGGGGUUCCCAGCCAUAGGCGUGGGAACAUAA
Molecule: messenger RNA, 1917 nt
Organism: Annulohypoxylon maeteangense
Lineage: Eukaryota; Fungi; Ascomycota; Sordariomycetes; Xylariales; Hypoxylaceae
Product: HET-domain-containing protein
Exons: 4
Coding region: 1-1917 (638 amino acids)
Source: RefSeq, a predicted model, not a curated record